UGCGAGAAAUUCCAGCCGCGAAGUGAUUUCGAAUGAGUGGUUUCAAAGUGACCAGUGCGAGCCAAAGUCGUGUUUUUGGCCAUACACAAAGUAUUAAAAAUCAUAACAAAAGCAUUUCAGAAAAAAGUGUUAAAAAAUUAUUUACAAAAAGUUGAAAGCGCGAAGCAAAAUAAAGAAAAAACAACAUUGGCAACAUUUCGUGGUCGUUUUCAGCGAGUUGAUUCCGUUUUUGUUUGUGUUUGCCUUGCCGGAGCACGCGUGUGUCUACGUUACCUUGGACAAGAAUAAACCAUCCAAACAUCCUGCAGCAUCCAAGCAUCCAAGCAUCCGAGCAUCCAUCUACUUGCCCAUUGUGGUUGUUCUUGGCUCUUUUCCACGGCGCGGCCCCACGUUUAUCCUCAUCUCUUGCGAAUCCUUGGCGCAGCAGAUUCUAGUUGGUGGCCUACUCUGAAGAAAAUGUUUGAAUAGAGAUGGCCAAACUUUCACGACGUGCCUCGUCGUCUGCAGCAACGCCCUCCACAGCAACAACAGCAACCACUGCGAGUACCGGAGCAACAUCAGUCAGUCCAAGUCAUCAGCAGCAGCAGCAAGACCAGCAGCAACAUCAGCCGGAGCAACAGCAACGCAUUGCUCGUCGUGCAGCCAACAGCAACAGCAAUAGCAACAGCAAUAACAACAACAACAACAACAGCAACAAACCCCAAGCGGCAGCUCUCAUUGACACAAGUCCUGAUGUCCGGCACGAGAAUCCACCGCCAUCACCGACACCGGCGGCGCUGUCAAAUUACAACAGCAACAGCAGCAACAACAACAGUAACAGCAGCUACCACAGCAACACUGCCACGCCCACAGCACCCGCCCACGCCCACGUCACGGCCACGCCCUACAUGCCGCUGCUGCCGCCGGGCGAGCAGAAUCUGACGGAAGCGGAAAGCGCAGCGGAGCGGGCCAGGAUCCGCGAGGAGUUCUUCGCCACCUACGACGUGAUGACGGGCGUGCGGAUUGCGGCCACCCUGGGUGGGUUCUUCGGCCUGAUGGUCUUCCUGAUCGUGUGGAAGAGCCGCAGCAGCAGCAACGAGACCCUGAAGGUCCUCAAGGAUCCCAAGAUGGCGGCGGUGGCCGCCGUCUGCAUGCAGGAGGAGGAGGAGCGCGAGAUCCACGACGCCAUCGUGGCCACGGGCAUGUCCCUGUAUCCGGAUGAGUACGAUGCGAUGGUCUACCGAAGGCAGCGGAUGCUCUCGCUGGGCAACGUGAGUGCGCCGCCGCUGCUGAAUCGAGGAUACCGCUGCGGGUCGAUGGGUGGCGUGGGCGUGGGCGUUCCAGUGGGCUACAGCUAUCUGCUGGAGCCGCCGCGCCGCUUCUCCUACUCCUCGAUGUCCGGAGGACCCGGAUCCAGCCACGUGGGUCGGCGCAAGAGCGGCUCGGAGUCGUCGCGCAUCUUCAGCAACUAUCCGAUGGGCGGCAGCUUCGGCACCGACGACUACUUCGUGGAGACGGAGGACGAGCUGGAGGCGGAGGAGUACCUGCAGCCGGGUGCCGCCGAGGAGCCGAGCCACCAGCGCACGGAUUCCACGCGCAGCAAGCCGGGAUUUCUGUCCGUACCAAUGGCGGGUCAGGACUCGCGGAGGAGCAGUGCCAUGACCUGCUGCAGCACGGACAGCUCCUACCUGGAGCGGCGCACCUCCGCCUACAUGGGCGGCUGCAUGGGCAACCUGCCGCCCACGCUGCAGAGGAAGCUAUCGACCGCCUCGCGGACGUCGAGCAUCGACAACUGGGACUACUACUACCCCGACAUCCAGGUGAUCCAGCCGACGCCCAAGGCUUCGCCGUGUCCUUCGGAGCGGAGUGUUCACGAGGGAUCUGGCAAUGGUAGCCGCACCUCCACCGCCAACCUGAGUGCCACGAACAUCAAGCGGAAGCACAGCAUCGUCUCCUACGAUCCGGACAGUGCGCAGGCGGGUCGCAAGCAGCAGAUCCACUCGAUCAGUGCGGACACCGUGGACGUGUAUCCCUACAACCAGCGGAGCACCGUCGACCUGGCCCUGCCCCUGCCCAAGCCGGUACAAUCGGCCCCGCCCACCAGCGCCCAUCAGGCGUUCCACUUCUGCGACUCGCCCUCCGAGGAGCUGCGCCUGGGCGUCCGCCGGAAGCUGACACUGGUGGAGCUGCAGCGCAACGAGAGCAACAACAACAGCUUCCCGUACACGGCGAACGCAGCAGUUCCUGCCGGACCUGUGGUUCCCUCCGGAACUGCGGUUCCCUCCGGAGCAGCGGGUACGGCGGCCAGCUCGAGCAGCCUCAGUGUAGACAGCACACCGGUGAGCCUGGAGCGAUUGAACGGCGCCGGGAGCGGCGGAAGCGCCAGUUUGGCCACCGUUUCGGUGUCCAACAAGCUGCCCCUGGCGAUGGGCAAUAACAAUCCGGAGAAGCGAGCGCCGCUGGCCUCACUAAGUUCCUUCAAGAUCUCCUCGCUGGAGUGUCCCGACUCGGAGCUGCGCUCCCUAGACGAGGACUCGGUGUUCGGGCUGGAGAGUCCAGCGGACACGGACGACGACAUGCAGCAGCUGAGCAGCGACAGCGAGGAGCAGGAGGCGGCUGCCCAGGCCGCCGCUCAAGCGCAGACUGCCGCCGUUCGGGUUGCUAGUGGUGGCUCGGAGGCGAAGCCCAAUCCUGUCCAGCUGGCCAUGCCAGCUGCGAAGAGGAUGAGCCUGAGUUCGGUUCCUCCGCCGCUGGCUGCUGGCGGAGGAGGAGCUCGCCCCCGGAGGCCACUGCUGCAGCGACACCGCACCAUAAGCGCCACCUCCUCCGGCGAUCGGGUGGCACUGAUCAACCAGCCACUGCAGCUGCAACAGUUCCACAUGGGCCUGCCCAUCCAGUCGGAGGCGGCGCCUCCGCUGGAGACGCACUUCGGAGCGGUGGUGGUCAGCCAGAGUCCGCCGCGGCGGGGGCCACUCCUGCAGCAGUACAGCGAUCCGCAGACGACGACGACGACCACAACGACCACGACGACGGAGGAGGACACCUGCUCCACGCUGAACACGGAGCUGGGCCUGGUGGAGGCCUCGGGAGCUGCGCUCGGAGGAGGAGGAGCCGGUGGACCGGAGUCGGCCACCCACACGCAGUACAGCAGCCUCAACACGGUGAUCAGUGUGGGUCGCUCCACGCCCAGUCCCGUUCCUGUUCCUAUGCCUCCUGCUCUUGCUCCUGCUCCUGGUCCCGCUCCUGCCCAUUCCCACAUGACCAGCAGCCAGCAGCCAGCUCAACUGCCAACGAACGCCAUCCGGAUGGCGCACGAUCCCUGCGCCUCGUCCGUUUCCGAUUCGGUGAUAGCCACCCGGCAGCAGAGCAUCUGUGUGCCCGCCUCCCUUAAGGAUCUGAUCCUGCGCAAGGCGCCGCCUGCCCAGCCCACUGGGAUCAGCCGGAGUGCCACCAAUCUGAGCUGUGAGAGUGGAGCCACCGGAGCACUGGCGGUCACAACGACCGCGACGCCCGCCGUCGUGCUAGAGCUUCCCCUGAUCCGGCUGCCCAACCAGGAGGACCAGGACUUGGGUCAGGAGCCCCAGAAGCACCACUCGGAGCAGCGGGAGCGCGCCAGGGAGCUGGGUGGCGAGAAGCGGGACCCCAGCCUGCCCGGCACUUCCAGGAAAUGGUCCAAGGAGACACUCUUCUAGCCCAGCUGGUUUCCACUGCUCCAACGAAGGCAGUUCCCUGGGCCACGCCACUAUUUAAGAGCUUAGCAACUGACUUUGAACGCAUGCUGAAGCGAGCUACAGUGAAGACUCCCUCAUAACUCCCUCAUAUUUGAAAAAUGCUAGAAAUUCUUCCAAUAAUGCAAUCUUUUACUAAAGAUCCUUUCACUUCUUCUAAGUAUAAAACCUUCUUUACUCCAAAGGUAAUCCUAUUCUAAACCUUUUUCAUCUUUCAAAAUAUAUUUAACAGAGAGUUUUCACUGUAGUUUUCUUAAGUGCUUGGUCUGGCAACCAAAUUCCUGGAUUGCUAAAGACCCGGAACUAUGAAACGCGAGUAUUGACGAGUAUUUAGGCAUAGAUAAUAUGGAUUAGCUUAAGCGCAUUUAGUCGAAAUAUGAGUUAGUUGGGUCUGGCGUACGAAAGUUAUAGUAGAUCGAUCCAAAUGACGAAGGGAGUUAUGGUAAUGAACAGCAAGAUGAACAACAACGUAUUCGUACUUAGAGACUGUUGUCUAUUAUUGUUAAUAGAACUCUAAAAGUUAAGUAGUGAUACUCGGAUUUAUUUUUCACACUUUAUCUAUAGAGCGAUAGGAGAAAGUUUAUAUAUUUCUAUAGGUACAUACCAUAUAUCGCCAGGCGCCAGCAAUUGUCGCUCCUUCUAUCUCUAUCCCUCACUCGCCCUCUCUUACGGAAUGAAAACUCUUCUAGUGUCUUAAACAGCAGCCAAAUACUUAAAGUAUUGUAAUUUAGAAAUUUUAUAGAUUGCACAACAACUUCGACAGAGAUCGAGUGUUAUCCUUGCAACAGAAGUACUCUGACAGAAGACCUUAAGGACCUCGAAAGGUCCGCCCGAAGAUGCCUAAAUGUCUUUUACGCGUAGCUAGACAAAAGUUGCAGACUUUCUAGGAACAUUUUCGCAUUUCCCCCCGCUCCUGCCUGUUCGAAAACGAAUUGUUGGAAUUAUAAUAGAAUUGUUGUCAGAAUAUAGAGUUCUAAAAUUGAAAACCAAAACCAAAAAUUGAGAAAAGAAACACAAAAAGUACAUACAUAUAUGUAAACAACUUCCUAACUCAUCCCACCUACGCAUCUCUAUUUUUCUAUGAAAAGCCAAGGGAAGGAUGGAAUAUAGACGGUACGGAAAAUAAAUCAAAUAACUUGUAUUAUUCAAAUCAAAAUAUUUAGUGGACAGGAUAUUACGAUAGAGCUGCAUUUUGAGGUGCCCCGCCCCCUAGAGACUUUAUCACACGCCUGAGCCUCAGCCUGAGCCUGAUUUGUACCUUUCCUAUGCAUAAGUAUAUAUUUAUAUACACCACACAUGUAUGUAUAAAUCGAGCCCUAUUUGAAUAUUUUUUAAUACUAGUAAGUGUUUUGUACGACGAGAUCAACUCGAAAGGCGCCUAUGAAAUGCAAAUGGUAUAUCAAAAGGAAACCCCUCAAAAAAACACAAAACAUCCAAUUGUUGGUUAAAUGCUGAAGAACGUACGAGUAAAUGAAAUUCGAAAAUAUUGUAAUUGUAGCGUUGAUUUGUUUCAAAUGAGCAGAAAUAUACAUAUAACUAAUAACGUAGCUAAAUAUACAUAACUAUAUUUAAUGAAACCAAUGAGCAAACCUAACUUGUGUAAGUCAAAGAGUAGCGGAACCAAUUGUUAAACCUAAGCAUAAAAAAUCUGUAAUAAAACUGAGCUGUUGUAUUAAAUGAACAAUAACAAUGUUGAAGACAAUGUUUGGACAACGACGCCAAGCCCAAUAAAUGCGUAGAGCAUUCAGUUUGUGAACUAGACAAUUCCUCCUUCGACCCCCCUUUUGUUGCGAUGUUUUUUUAUACUUUUGUACUAAGUAACUCCCUCUUUUUGGUCCAAUCUGAUUUGCGUAAUGUUUAUAAACUCGAUGUCUAUAUGUACCUCUAGCUAAACUCAAAGCAUAAUUGAUCAAAUUGGUAAACGAAAGCAAUUCGAAAUUAAAACAAAUAUGUGUACUACUAACGCGCAAAAAAAGAAUUAUUAAUGCAAGAUUACUUUAAAGAAUGGAUUAAAAUUUUUAAAAAGUACGAGCUAUUAAAGAACAA
This is a messenger RNA of Drosophila ficusphila, 5753 nucleotides long. RefSeq names its product flocculation protein FLO11. Bases 471 to 3671 code for a protein of 1066 amino acids. NCBI's taxonomy places the organism in Eukaryota, Metazoa, Arthropoda, Insecta, Diptera, Drosophilidae. The record is from RefSeq and is a predicted model, not a curated record. The transcript is spliced from 6 exons.